AUGAGCCUACAAAAUUCAACCAAUAAUCGGAAUUAUCAAAUUGAAUGCUCUUUAAAUAAUUUAUUACAAUCAGGAGUGGAUAUAUCAAAAAAGAAACAUAAUGGAUCUGUUCUUCAUUGUCAAUUUAGUAAAGGAAAUGGUCAAUAUUGUAUGAGUGCUGGUGCAGAUAAGAAUAUUAAAUUAUUAAAUCCAUAUAAAUCAUUUUUUGUGUUGAAGGAAUAUAAAUCUCACGGAUAUGAAGUAUUUGAUAUUGAUAUAUCGAACGAUAAUAAUUAUUUUGUGAGUGCAAGCGCUGAUAAAAAUGUAUUUUUAUGGGAUGUUUCAACAGGUGAAGUGAAGAGGAGAUUUAAGGAACAUAAAGGAAAAGUGAAUUGUGUAAAAUAUAAUUUUAAUAAUGAAAUAAUCAUGUCAGGAUCAUAUGACAGAACUUUGAAAGUAUGGGAUGUCAGAUCUGCUUCAUAUAAAUCUGUGCAAAAUUUGGGAGAUUUUCAAGAUAGUGUUUCGAGUAUUACUAGCUCAGAUUCGAGUAUUAUUGCUGGAUGUGUUGAUGGAACAGUUCAUAUUUAUGACAUUCGUAUGGGUAAAUUGAAAGUGGACGAUUUAGGAGGAGCAUCAGUUGGUCAUGUUUCAAUAAGUAAAAAUUACAAGACCUAUUGUUGCAGUUUGCUGAAUUCUACAAUAUUAAUGAUUGAGAUUGAAAGUGGGAAUAUCCUUAGGACAUUAACAGGACAUACUAACGAAAAGUAUCAAAUUAAGCAUACUAUUUCGAAUGAUGAUAGAUAUUUGUUGAGUGGAGAUGAGAAUGGAAAUAUUUUUGAAUGGAAUUUAGAAAAUGAGCAAUCUUGCAAAAUACCAAAGAUUGACUCAGAUUCUACACCAGUUGUCUCAAUAGAUUAUCAUCCAAAGGGUAAGUACUAA
This is a messenger RNA of Naegleria gruberi, 918 nucleotides long. RefSeq lists its product as uncharacterized. The coding region runs from base 1 to 918 and encodes 305 amino acids. NCBI's taxonomy places the organism in Eukaryota, Heterolobosea, Eutetramitea, Acrasida, Naegleriidae. The transcript has 3 exons. Gene Ontology annotation, cellular component: catalytic step 2 spliceosome. The record is from RefSeq and is a predicted model, not a curated record. Gene Ontology annotation, biological process: mRNA splicing, via spliceosome. Gene Ontology annotation, molecular function: protein binding.